Molecule: messenger RNA, 2169 nt
Organism: Prosopis cineraria
Lineage: Eukaryota; Viridiplantae; Streptophyta; Magnoliopsida; Fabales; Fabaceae
Product: pentatricopeptide repeat-containing protein At4g11690-like
Exons: 2
Coding region: 379-2097 (572 amino acids)
Molecular function (GO): protein binding
Source: RefSeq, a predicted model, not a curated record
CCAACCAAGCCGGGGUUAAUUAAUUUUCUCAAUCCUCCCCUCUGAGAAUUUCGAGGGAUUCCUUACUCAGAAAAGCCAAUACGAUGCCGUUUUGUGUGACGAGUACCACAUCCCUUCCUUGCUCAUACCCGCCUUCUCCUGACCGAAGGCUCGACCGGAACCCUUUUGAGUUUCGUUUUCGUCAUCCUUGAACGCCCGGGUGGGAUGGAGGUACCCGAUGAACCCUCUCAUAUUUUAUCCUCUUCCGGUGUCCGUUUCUUGCUGGAAUUGGGGCCGUGUUGAGGCAUCCGAAGAAUAUCAGCUGUGUUCGAAUGGGGCAAAUGUGGUGAAGACUAUUAAAUAUACUGGGUGGAAUAGAGCUCAGGAAAAUAUUUAGUGAUGAAAAGCAGUACAAUGUCUCAUUCCCGAGAAAUUCUCAUUCUCAUCCAAAAGAUGGUGAAGCUCCCACCAGAAAAAGCUCUCUCCUUCUUCAAUUGCUCAAUCAUCUGUGGUGUUCGUCACGCCUGCCAAUCAAUAUCCUUCAUCUUAAACCAUCUCCUCGCCUCUGGCAUGCUAUCUGAGGCGCAGUCUCUACUUGUGCGGUUGAUCUCUGGACAACUUUUGUGUAAGUUCUCUCCAUCAUCACUUAUGGAUCAGCUAACUGAAACCUGUUAUUUUUCAGAGCCAACAUCUUCCCUCCUUUAUGAAGCACUUGUUAAUGCCUCUCUCAAUUCUAAAUUACAUGAUCAAGCCCUCUAUAUUUUUAAACAGAUGAUUGACAAGGGCAUUGUUCCUAGGCCAAAAACGUUCAAUAAUCUCUUGAGCUCACUUAUUAGAUCCAAUUGCUUUCAAGAAGCAUGGUGGAUUUUUAAUGAAGCAAAGGGUAAGCCUAUGCUAGAUGUAUACAGUUUUGGGAUUUUGAUCAAGGGUUGUUGUGAAACUGGUGACAUGAUUAAAGCUUUUCAACUUUUUGCUCAGUUGGAAGAGCUAGCAUGGCCUCCAAAUGUUGUCAUAUACACCACAUUGAUCAAUGGCUGCUUCAAGAGUGGUGAUUUUCAACUGGCAAAGAAGCUGUAUUGCACGAUGGAGAAAUUGUGUUUAGUUCCCAAUCCUCAUACAUACACAGUGUUAAUCAACGGGUUUUUCAAGCAAGGGCUAAAGAAAGAAGGAUUUCAAAUGUAUGAAACCAUGAAGCGAAAUCAAGCUGUCCCUAGUAGUCAUACUUACAAUUGCGUGAUUAACGAACACUGCAAUGAUGGGAACAUGGGUGAAGCUUUUAAGGUGUUCGAAGAAAUGCAAGAGAAAGGCGUGGCAUGUGGUGUUGUGACAUACAAUACUUUGAUUUGUGGGUUAUGUCGAGUGCAGAGGCUCUGGGAAGCUUUGAAGAUGCUUGAUCAAGUAAACAGUGUUGGCCUAAGUCCUAAUGUAAUCACAUAUAACACACUGAUAAAGGGCUUUUGUGACGCUGGAAAGAUGGACGUUGCUGCUAGAUUAUUUAACAAAUUGAAGUCAAACGGACCAUCUCCUUCCUUAGUCACAUAUAAUACAUUGAUCGCAGGAUAUGCUAGGAAUGAGAAUUUGGAAAAAGCUCUUCACUUGGUCUGGGAAAUGGAGGAGAGAAGCAUUGCUCCCUCCAAAGUAUCAUAUACGACUCUAAUUGAUGCCUUUGUAAGGCUAAAUGAGAUGGAGAAGGCAUUUGGAAUGCUUUCUUUUAUGGAAAAGUCUGGUUUGAGAUCAGAUGUUUGCACUUAUGGUGUCCUAAUACAUGGUUUAUGCAUAAGAGGCCGUAUGGAGGAAGCGUCAAAACUCUUCAGAUCAAUGGGUGACAAGAACUUGAAACCAAACAAUGUGAUAUAUAAUAUCAUGAUUCAUGGUUACUGCAAACAAGGAAACUCCUACAGGGCCCUAAGGCUGCUUGAAGAAAUGGUGGAGAGUGGAAUGGUACCAAAUGUGGCUAGCUACAGCUUGACUAUCAGAGCUCUCUGCAAUGAUGGGAAGUGGAAGGAAGCUGAGCAGCUUCUAAGAGAGAUGAUAAAUUCAGGAUUACAGCCAUCAGUGUAUUUGUCCGAUUUAAUUUCCCAAGCCAAAAGUGGCAUUUUGAAUGCUCACAGUGGCUGAGAAAUUUCAAUUAUGCUAUUUGUGUAAAUCGAAAAAAUUAUAAUUGUCAUCUUCAAGUCCCUUUUCAUUUUG